UAACUACACUCGCUUGAACGGAUUGGUAAAUACCAACCCAAAAUGGUAAAUACCAUUUCCAUUUGGUUAUCCGCUUGAAUUUCAUUCAUAAUUCAUCAAACGUGACAUCAGUGUUGUGACGUGGGUGUCAAGUGUCUCCAAAUUAGGUCUACUUCCAACUCUUCCGAGGGAAACAGGAUACCUGUGCAGCAAAAAAAAGAGAUAAAAACCUCAAAAUACGGCAGACAGUUUUGUUUACCUGCAUUUUGAACUUUACACUCUAGAAAAGUUUAUACAGAUAAGUGGACUUUGAUCUGAUCACUGCCCUCUUGGAUUAGUACGAGACGGAAUUGUUGCAGUCUUCUUGAAUAGCUUCUGGGAAUAAAAGAGAACGGUAAAAUGAAUCCAACUUUUAACAUUAUCAAAAGGAGCCUCUCCACUUCAACUUCUAGAAAUGCAAUCAGUAACAUCACAGUAAUCGGAGGUGGAUUAAUGGGAUCAGGUAUUGCACAGGUAGCUGCAGCAACUGGUCUGAAUGUAACCUUAGUCGAGGUGAAUGCUGAUUUGUUGAAAAAGGCAGAAGAAAGAAUAGCAGACAGCUUAGGAAGAGUUGCUAAAAAGCAGUAUAAAGAUGAUAAAAGUGCUGCUGCUAAAUUUGUUGAUGAAACUAGAUCGAGAAUCAAAGGAAACACAAAUCCAGAAGAUGCUGUGAAGGAUUCCGAUUUAGUUGUUGAGGCAAUUGUUGAAAAACUGGAGGUUAAACAUGAUCUGUUCAAGAAACUGGACAAGGCUGCCCCAGAAAAAACAAUAUUUGCCUCAAACACCUCAUCACUAUCUAUUGGUGAUAUUGCCUCAGUUACAAAUCGCAAAGAUAGAUUUGGGGGUCUGCAUUUUUUUAAUCCAGUUCCUGUAAUGAAGCUUCUGGAAGUUAUUAGGACCUCUGAGACAUCACAAGACACAUACACUGCCAUGAUGGAGUGGGGAAAAUCUAUAGGGAAGGUUUGCAUUACUUGUAAAGAUACUCCUGGAUUUGUUGUCAACAGGUUGUUGGUACCUUACCUUGCAGAAGCCAUAAGAAUGAUGGAGAGAGGCGACGCUUCGGCCCGCGAUAUCGACACGGCGAUGAAGCUAGGUGCAGGCCACCCUAUGGGUCCGCUCGAAUUGGCUGAUUACGUUGGACACGACACCAACUUGCACAUUUUGGAGGGGUGGCACAAAAAAUUCCCUGACAACCCACUCUUCGUGCCAUGCGAAUCCGAGAGGAAACUCGUACAAGAAGGCAAACUUGGCGUCAAAACUGGAGAGGGAUAUUACAAAUACAAUAAGUAAAAUAUACACAGCUUUAUUCAUUAAUCUUGAGACAACUUGUCAUCUUCAUUUCAUUGCAUUAUUUUGGAAGAGGUGGCAUGUACAGGGUGUCCUGAAAGUUGGAACUUUCCCUUUCAGAGUCAUCUGCGUUUGCACUACCAAAGCUAAUUUACGACAAAACAACACCGAAAACUUAAAAAAUAAAUUGAAAAAUAAUCAUUUGGUAUUGAAUUUCAAGUUCUGCCUUCACAUGUUUUGUUUGUAAACACCGCUUGAAGUUAUCGCUGUUCGAUUCAAAAGCACGAGUUUGUUUACCUCUUCCUAAAUUUGCGACAUUUGGGGCUGUUUAGGUCUUCAACUGUGUUCAACCAUCCGGCUUUUGCACGAUAUAAACAUACAUAUACAGCUCUGAUGGAAAAAACACCUAGGACGACGGAGACGUUCUAAAUACACUCGCGAAGUAUCAAUAGGAUCUGGAACAUGCUCAUUGUAAAGGAAAGUGUCAAGUUUGAGAACAUCCUAUAAGAAUAAUGCCAAGUCAUAUAUUCAAGUCAUAUUCCAAAACAAUGCGGAAACAAAUCAAAACGUUAGCUAUUGUCUGAAGACCGUCCAGUGUAACAUUGGCUAUAUUGAAAGCUGAUGAAAACAUUGUGGAAAAUAUCAGAUACGUCUACAGGCUAUGGUGCCUAAUAUGUCUACUAUUUUUAAGAUGAAAGCAGUUUUUUUCACAUUUGUAUACCUUUUUCUAAACAUGGAAAACGCAUGAUUUUCUCGUGAUUCAUAGCAUUUCCAAUGUAUUUGUCAAUAAUAUAUUUAUAUAUUUUUAUUUAACUAUUGAACAGGUCGAAAGAGAUUCGGAAUGUUUUUCUUUUCACUUUGUUGAUCUACUGUGAUUGUUCUAGCUUGAAAUAUUGGGUAGAAAAUGUGUCCAAGACUGUCGCGAAUAAAAAAGACUGGAGUACAUUUUAUAAACUCUGGAAGAAUAAAAUGAGAAAGCAAAUACAGGUUUUAUACAUUUAAAAGUUUUUCAUAUUGUAUUGCAACAAUUAUUGUUAUUAAAGUAUUGUGAAGUACCGGUUGUUUUUAAGU
This is a messenger RNA of Acanthoscelides obtectus, 2376 nucleotides long. The record is from the annotation of a GenBank genome assembly. NCBI's taxonomy places the organism in Eukaryota, Metazoa, Arthropoda, Insecta, Coleoptera, Chrysomelidae.